Messenger RNA from Saccoglossus kowalevskii, 300 nucleotides. Its product is annotated as semaphorin II-like protein. Gene Ontology annotation, molecular function: chemorepellent activity; semaphorin receptor binding. Gene Ontology annotation, cellular component: plasma membrane. Lineage: Eukaryota; Metazoa; Hemichordata; Enteropneusta; Harrimaniidae. The record is from RefSeq and is marked provisional. Gene Ontology annotation, biological process: positive regulation of cell migration; semaphorin-plexin signaling pathway; negative chemotaxis.
ACGUCAAGAUUAUACACUCACUCAGAUUGUUGUUGAUAGAGUCCAAACUGGAAGUGGUACAUACGAUGUGAUGUUUAUUGGAACUGAUCAUGGACAAGUUUUGAAAGUUGUGUUGUUUGUAGAAAAUGGACAGCAGAAGAGCAAUCUUAUUGAUGUAAUGUAUGUAGGGGAUCCCUCUGAUUCCAACCCAAUUGUCAGUCUGCAACUUAUUGUACUUGGAGAUACCAAGUCAAUCUUAGUUGGAACACCUACAUCUCUAGUCAAUCUUGACAUUCAACAAUGUAAAAACCUUUCAUCAUG